This is a messenger RNA of Passer montanus (Eurasian tree sparrow), 2023 nucleotides long. It is a transcript of the gene C9, whose product is annotated as complement C9. Gene Ontology annotation, molecular function: protein binding. The record is from RefSeq and is a predicted model, not a curated record. Gene Ontology annotation, cellular component: membrane attack complex. The transcript is spliced from 12 exons. The coding region runs from base 59 to 1855 and encodes 598 amino acids. NCBI's taxonomy places the organism in Eukaryota, Metazoa, Chordata, Aves, Passeriformes, Passeridae. Gene Ontology annotation, biological process: immune response.
GAACAAAUAAAUAAAUUACAAAUUCAGUCACAAUAAUUCUAGUCUGCUCACCUGCAAAAUGAGAGCCAUGCAUAUUAUUCUGCAGCUUAUAGCCAUACUAUGCAAUGCAGAGACAGUUGCCACAAUUUGGCAGGAAAGCAGAAGCUCUUCAGAAAAAGCUUUCCACAGAGGAACUAGGGAAUUGAAUGCUCCAUCUCCAAUAGAUUGCAAACUGAGCAGCUGGAGCGCGUGGGGGCCCUGUGACCCAUGCACCAAUCAAAGGUUUCGUUCCAGACGUAUUGAAAGAUUUGGGCAGUUUGGUGGAAAAGCAUGUCUGGAGGCCCUAGGAGACACACAAAUCUGUAAACCCAGCAAAGCCUGUCCUGAAGAACCAGAACCAAACUGUGGUGCUGACUAUCAGUGCAGUUCAGGUCGAUGCAUAAAGCGAAGACUUGUGUGCAAUGUAGAUAAUGACUGUGGAGACUAUUCCGACGAAGAUGACUGUGAAUCUGAGCCACGGUCACCAUGUCGAAACCAUGACAUUGAUGUGUCUGAAGUUGGCAGGACUGCAGGACAUGGAAUCAAUGUUUUAGGGAUGCAGCCAAUGGCCAGCCCAUUUGACAAUGACUUUUUCAAUGGUCUUUGUGAGCGGGUGCGUGAUGGGAACACACGGACGUACUACCGCAAGCCGUGGAACGUGGCUGUUCUCACUUACGAUACAAAAGCAGACAAAACUUUCUCAUCUGUGUACUACCAUGAUCGUGUGAAAAUGUUACAAGAGGUUUACAUAGAAAAACAGAAACAUUUUAAUGUUGAUGCCUCUCUGAAAUACACACCUACUGACGGGAGUAACAAAAAUGCUUCAGAAGGAAAUUUCAAAUAUGACUACAGAAAGAAUUAUACAUUUGGUUCCGUCCUGCAAAGCUACACAGAAAGGAACCAAACCUUUCUGCAUGUAAAAGGACAGAUUCAGCUGGGGAGGUUCCAAAUUCGGAGUCGUGAUGUUCGUCUCACAGAUAGUUUCCUUGAUGACUUAAAAUUUCUGCCUGCCGAAUACGACAAGGGGGAGUAUUUCAAAUUCCUAGAAGAUUAUGGCACUCACUAUGCACUCUCUGGAGCUGUAGGAGGAAAAUAUGAACUUGUUUACGUGCUGGAUAACUAUGUUAUGUCUCGACUAGGAAUCACUGUGGAAGAUGUGAAAAAAUGCCUUGGCUAUCACUUAGAUGCCAAUAUUGCAUAUGAAAACAUACAAGCCAAUUUUAAUGUUGAUAGUGGUAAAUGUGAAAGUAUUCACAGGAAGGACAAAUCAGAAAUGAAUGAUAAUGCUGUCAUUGAUGAUGUCCUUUCCUUAGUUGAGGGAGGGAAGAUUGACUUUUCAGUUAAAAUCAAAGAAAUGUUACUACGAGGAGCCAGAACUGUUGAUGUAGAGGAUUAUAUAGAGUGGGCUAAAUCUUUGGUUGAUGCUCCAGUAGUGAUACAGCAGCGGCCUUCUCCAAUACAUACACUUGUUCCAGUUAAGCUAAGAGAUGCAUAUUUAAAGAAACAAAAUUUGGAAAGGGCAAUUGAAGACUACAUUACCGAAUACAGUGUGUGCAAAUGUGAACCCUGUAAAAAUGGAGGCACCCUUGUGCUGGUAGAUGGAGUCUGUACAUGCCUAUGCUCAAGUUAUUUUAAGGGAAUUGCUUGUCAAAUUCCCAAAUCUACACUGGUGAAAGUUGUGACUGAUGGAGGCUGGAGCUGUUGGAGUGCCUGGUCCACCUGCAUCAAUGGAGAGAGCACUCGAACUCGCCAGUGUAAUAAUCCUGCACCGGGACCUGAUGGCAGACCAUGCCAGGGAGAAAGCAUUGAAAAACGGCCCUGUGAAGAAGGGAAAUAGUUAUGCUCCUCAAAACCAGAAAACAUUCAUGGAUUCCAAACCGGUUUCACAAAUCACAAUUUCUGCUGGCCAGCUAGCUACAUCAGAAUGCCAUGAUUUAAAAGUACCUGCAGCUUAAAUGAUAUGUAAUCAAAACAAAGUAAUAAACUAUAAACAUAUUAACAGAAA